GAAAACAAUCCAUUGACAAUUCAAAUAAUCAGCAUCAUAAAAUUAUUCUCUCGCCACUAGAGGCUACAUUAAAAUUACGAGAGAAUCAAUUAUCAUUUUUACUUCAACGUAACAACGGAGUCUAUCGUUAUGAUACAAAUCAAUUAGCAUCAAAUAACCCAAUCGAGGAUACAAAAUAUGAAUUAAUUGUUCCAAGUUCAAAGAAUGGUGGCGAUCGUUUAUUUUUUGGUGUAUUUGAUGGCCAUGCUGGUUGGAAUACUUCGCAACUAUUAAGUAAAAAAUUAAUUCCCUAUGUUAGAGAACAACUUGAUAAAGCUUAUGAUGGAUAUGGUGAAUAUUCAAAAUUAAUUUCAAAUAAAGAAGGAUUAAUUUCAAAAGCUAUUCAAAAUGGGUUCACUGAGUUGGAUGAAGAGAUUGUUUUUCAUUCGAUUGAUAGAUUAAUUCAAUCACAUCAAGAGAAUAUCGCGUGGAGUGUGCGUGUAUUAUCACCUCAAGAUAUUUCAUGGAAUAUGCUAAAAAUGAAUAAGUAUAAUCUGAACGCUCAGGCACAUGAUACUACAAUCGAAUUGAUUCGACAAGUGUUAACUCAAGGGGUCAACGUGACUGAGAUAUAUAUUGACACGGUAGGGCCUCCCGAGUCAUAUAAAGCAAAACUUUCAAACAUAUUUCCUGGAAUAGAUAUAAUAGUAGAAAAAAAAGCAGAUAGUAAGUAUCCCAUUGUGAGCGCUGCAAGCAUUUGCGCUAAGGUCACACGUGAUCAAAUCUUGAAGCAUUGGACAUUUGUUGAAAAAGAAUUAAAAUCAUCAAAAAUAUUUGGUUCUGGAUACCCUUCAG
Molecule: messenger RNA, 834 nt
Organism: Dentiscutata heterogama
Lineage: Eukaryota; Fungi; Glomeromycota; Glomeromycetes; Diversisporales; Gigasporaceae
Source: the annotation of a GenBank genome assembly